Scatophagus argus is the source of this 17792-nucleotide messenger RNA. RefSeq names its product midasin AAA ATPase 1 (gene mdn1). The coding region runs from base 209 to 16819 and encodes 5536 amino acids. Lineage: Eukaryota; Metazoa; Chordata; Actinopteri; Scatophagidae. The transcript is spliced from 102 exons. Gene Ontology annotation, cellular component: nucleus; preribosome, large subunit precursor. The record is from RefSeq and is a predicted model, not a curated record. Gene Ontology annotation, molecular function: ATP binding; ATP hydrolysis activity. Gene Ontology annotation, biological process: rRNA processing; ribosomal large subunit assembly.
AGUCCGACCCGGAAGGAUUUGUGCUUCACUCACAUGUGGACAGGAUUUUAACACCAGUGACGGGAACGUGCUCGUAUGUUGUGAUACAACCUCAGACAGGCGAACGCGUGAUGAACCCCGCAUUUUGGCUUAAUAACCGCGAAUCAGGAUAGACGGCCCGGGCUUGUUUUCGUUGAAGAUCGCUCCUCCACAGGCGACAAAUGAUACGAUGGAAAAUUUAGAAUUGAGCCUGUCAUCACUGAGCACCAUAUCUAGGCAUGUUGACAAAAGUCACAACGAACUCAGCCAAUAUCUGUCAAAACAGAUAUGGAACCAGCAGGACAGGCAAUGUAUUCUGGAGUGUUUGGCUCAGCUGCUGUUGGAGAAGGACUAUACUUUGCUGAUUGCACGACACCUGCGACCUCUUGUUCUGGAUCUGUUGGAGCGGAGUGCGGAGAGGGUCAAAGCUGGUGGCAGAAUCAACCAUGACCUCCACGAGCGCCUAUGUGUGGCCCUCAGCAAACUCCUCGGCAUCAGUCCUGAUGCGCAGGCGUUUGCUGCGAGGUACUUCAAUGAUGCCCCCCCAGUGUUUCAGAGGCUCUUUUUUACCAGUGAAGAGUCAUCAGCUGUUCACUAUGGCCCCAGGAGAAUGAAGCUGCGUGACCUCAUGGGUGCCACUCUACGAUUCCUCCAGAGUGAUUGUGCCAAGUUUCGAAUUCUGUGGGACUGGAGUCCUUGCGUUUCACAGCUGCUCACCAGCGACGUCAUGGUUAGAGGAUACACUGCCCAUUGUUUAGCGUUGGUCUCUCAUAUGACUGAUAACCAGAAGACCAUCUUUCUGAGAAAGGUGCUCACAGGUGAUGAGAUCCUGCACAUGAAAAUUAAAGCUUUGGAAGAAACUCAGCAGCUGGAGGUAGAAAAAGCCCUAGUGUUAACCAAUCAGGGCUCUGUAAUGUGGCGCCAGGAAAAAGCUAAUAAGUUUACAAGGGGCCAGGUGGUAUCAGAGGACCUGUCCCAGAAUGUUGUGGCAGUCUGUGGUGUUGUCCUACCCAGGAUAGUUCCCAGACAGGCUGCACAGGUGAACCAAAAAGAUCUGGUGUUGGUGGAUUCAACCUGUCGUAAUCUGAGAAGACUGGCAUUAGCUGUGGCUUCACAGAAACCUGUGCUGCUAGAAGGUCCUAUUGGAUGUGGUAAAACCGCCCUGGUAGAGUUUAUAGCUGCUGUCACAGGACAUACAAAAGCUACGGAGAUCCUCAAGGUCCAGCUUGGGGAUCAAACUGACAGUAAGAUGCUGCUGGGAAUGUACCGCUGUACUGACAUACCAGGGAAGUUUGUGUGGCAGCCAGGAACGCUGACGCAAGCUGUAUCUAAAGGCCAGUGGAUUCUGUUGGAAGACAUUGACCAUGCACCUCUGGAUGUGAUAUCUGUGCUCCUGCCUUUGAUGGAGAAUAAAAAGCUGAUGAUUCCAGGCAGGGAGGAUUGUAUCGAUGUUGCUCCUGGAUUUCAGUUCUUUGCAACAAGAAGGAUGUUUUACAGUGGUGGCAGUUGGCACAAACCACAGAACUCUCAUGCAGCGCUGCUGGACAAGUACUGGACCAAGCUUCAAAUGGGCAACAUGACACGAGAAGAACUGAAGAAGGUGCUCAUCAGCAGGUAUCCUAAGCUGAUGGUGGUGUCAGAGCGUCUCCUGGAUAUCUACUGCCAGCUCACUGGUGAGAGACACUCUGAGCUGGACAACAGCAACCUCCAAACCUCUGACUGCAGCCAGCAGUACACAUCUGAGGACAAAAGCACACCACUGGAGGGAAGAGCCCUGUCCCUGAGGGAUCUACUAAAAUGGUGUGAGCGGAUCAGCAAUAACUUUGAUAGCACCUCAUCAGCUACAGCACAACAUGUCUUCCAAGAGGCUCUUGACUGCUUUACAGCCAUGCUGUCUCACUGUGAAAGUCGGCUGCGGAUGGCUGAAAUCAUUGGAAGCAAGCUCAACAUCUCCAAAGAGAAGGCCCAGCACUUCUGCCAGAAGUAUCAGCCUGGCAUCACGCUGAGUGAGCAGGAGGCCUCUGUGGGCAGAGUCGCUCUGGGUAGAAAGCAGACUGAAGCAGUGCAGCUGAGUGUGGACGGCCAGACAUUUGCUGCAACACGUCCCUCUGCUGUGCUGCUGGAACAGCUGGCAGUGUGUGUCACCAAAGGGGAGCCUGUUCUUCUGGUAGGGGAGACAGGAACCGGAAAGACCUCCACUGUUCAACACCUGGCCAGAGUCACAGGACACAGAUUGCGGGUUGUGAACAUGAACCAGCAGAGUGAUACUGCUGACCUGCUUGGAGGGUACAAGCCAGUUGACCACAAGCAGAUCUUGCUCCCUCUUCGUGAGGCCUUUGAGGACCUGUUCUCCCAGACUUACUCAAGGAAGCAAAACCUGACCUUCCUGGGCCAUGUGCAGACGUGCUUCAGGGGGAAGCGUUGGCAGGACCUGCUCAAACUUAUGGACCAUGUCUGCAAGUCUGCUCUCACUAAGGAGCUGCAGGAGAAAUCCAACGCUGCCUUGCUGCAGGAGCAGUGGGAGGCCUUGGCCAUCAAGCUGAGCCAGACUCAGCAGCAGAUCCGAGCCUGUGAGACAGCCAUGGUCUUCGCCUUUGUGGAGGGAACAUUAGCUCAGGCAGUAAAAAAGGGCCACUGGAUCCUGCUGGAUGAGAUCAACCUGGCAGCAGCAGAAACCCUUGAGUGUUUGAGUGGACUCCUGGAGGGUAAUGCUGGAUCUCUGGUACUGCUGGACCGUGGAGAUACUGAGCCCCUGGUACGCCACCCAGACUUCCGGCUCUUUGCCUGCAUGAACCCAGCGACUGAUGUGGGCAAGAGGAACCUGCCUCUGGGCCUCAGGAACAGGUUUACUGAGCUGUAUGUGGAGGAGCUGGAAAAUGAGGGAGACCUGCGGAUUCUGGUUUCGGACUACCUCAAGGGCUUGAAUCCACACAGGAGUGUCAUCAGUGGUGUGAUAAGUUUUUACUUAGCAGUACGAAAGGAGGCAACCUCACAUCUGGUGGACGGGACAGGCCACAGACCCCACUACAGUCUGCGCACACUGUGCAGGGCGCUGAAAUACGUGGCAGCAAACCCCUGCAACAGUGUGCAGCGCUCGCUCUAUGAGGGUUUCUGCCUGAGCUUCCUGACUCAGCUGGAUAGAAGUUCCCACCCUCUUGUCCAGAAACUGGUUUGUCAGCACAUCCUGAUGGGGAACACUAAGUGUCUCAAACAACCCAUCCCGGCACCCUCAGGCCAGCCUUGUGUGGAGGUGGAGGGCUACUGGGUGUUCCAGGGAGAGAUGGAGCCGGCUUUGGACCCCAGCUACAUCCUCACAGCCUCAGUCAAACUCAACCUCCGCGACCUUGCCAGAGUGGUGUCUGCAGGGACUCACCCAGUACUGGUCCAGGGAGAGACAUCCGUUGGGAAGACCAGUCUGAUCCGCUGGCUGGCUGCAGCCACAGGGAACCAGUGUGUGAGGAUCAACAACCACGAGCACACAGACAUCCAGGAGUACAUAGGCUGCUAUUCAUCAGACGACAGGGGCAAGCUGGUCUUCAAAGAGGGAGUUCUGAUUGAUGCCAUGAGAAAGGGCUACUGGAUCAUCCUAGAUGAGCUGAACCUCGCCCCAACUGACGUCCUGGAGGCUCUCAACAGACUACUCGAUGACAACAGGGAGCUCUUUGUAGCCGAGACACAGGAAGUCAUCAAGGCUCACCCCAGAUUCAUGCUGUUUGCGACUCAGAAUCCACCUGGUCUCUACGGUGGUAGAAAGGUGCUCUCCAGGGCUUUCCGGAACCGCUUUGUGGAGCUGCACUUCGAUGAACUGCCCAGUGGUGAGCUGGAGACCAUCCUCCACCAGAGGUGCAGCCUGCCUCCAUCCUACUGCACCAAGCUGGUCAAGGUCAUGCAAGACCUUCAGUCCUUGCGCAGGGGAUCCUCUGUGUUUGCAGGGAAACAUGGAUUCAUCACUCUCAGAGAUCUGUUCCGCUGGGCAGACCGCUACAGGCUGGAGGAGCAGGCGGAGACCUCUCAGGACUGGCUACAGCAUUUGGCUGAUGAUGGGUACAUGCUGCUGGCAGGACGUGUGAGGAAGCCAGAGGAAGAGGCCAUCAUCCUGUCCAUCCUAGAGAAGCACUUCAAGAGAACAGUUAACCCUGACAACCUGUUCUCUCAGAAACAGGUCAUCAGCCAGUUUAGCCCAUUCAUUGACAGCAUCGCUGGAGUCCCAGAGGAGUUUCGCCACGUGGUCUGGACACAAGGCAUGAGGAGGCUGGCUGUCUUGGUAGGACGGGCGCUUCGAUUUGGCGAAUCUGUCCUGCUUGUUGGAGACACUGGAUGUGGAAAGACAACAAUCUGCCAGCUGUUUGCUGCUUUGGCUGGACAGAAGUUUUUCUCAGUUAACUGUCACCUACACAUGGAGACGUCUGACUUCCUGGGAGGCCUGCGACCCGUCAGACACACACAUCAGACUGAUGGUGAGGACAGCAGGCUGUUUCAGUGGAAUGACGGCCCCUUGGUGCUGGCCAUGAAGGAGGGUGGUGUGUUUCUCAUGGAUGAGAUCUCCCUAGCAGACGACUCAGUCCUGGAGAGACUCAAUAGUGUUCUAGAGACGGAGAAGUCCCUUGUAUUGGCAGAGAAGGGUAGCGGGGACAAUGAUGAUGUGGAGCUUAUCAGAGCAGCUGCAGGUUUCCGUCUGGUUGCCACCAUGAACCCUGGAGGAGACUUUGGCAAGAAGGAGCUCUCUCCUGCCCUCAGGAACCGUUUUACAGAGAUCUGGUGUCCUCAGAGCAACAGCCGCAGUGACCUGGUUCAGAUUAUCCAACACAACCUGCGCUCAGGCCUCUCUCUUGAUGGGGGUGAUAUUGCAGAGCUGAUGCUCGAUUUCAUCGAGUGGCUUACGCGUCAGGACUUCGGCCGACGCUGCAUCCUAAGUGUCAGAGACAUCCUGUCCUGGGUCAACUUCCUUAACACUGUGUGUGAGAGGGAUGAGGAUGGCUUCAUGACCAUGGGAGCCCUGGAAGAUGAGGAAGAAGCAGAGUGGGACCUCAGACUGGACACUGUUACCGCCUUCAUUCACGCUGCAUGUCUGGUCUACGUAGACGGCAUUGGCUCUGGAACCACAGUGUCCUGUGCAGACAAUGCCCGUCUGGCACGACAACUCUGCUUGGAAUUCCUGCGACAGCGGUUGAGCAAGAUGACCAAGCUGGAUCAGGAGAUGCUGGACGCCCUGAGAGUCUAUGACAGUAGCCUGCUGCGGGAACCCCAGUGGGGAGAAGAUUUCUUUGGCAUUGAUCCCUUCUACAUCGCCUUGGGUCCCCAGACCGAGAGCCGUAACCUUCAAGACUACGCCAUUGCAGCAGGUACCACAGCGAUGAAUGCCCAGAGACUUCUGCGGGCGCUGAAGCUGCAGAGACCUGUGCUACUGGAGGGCUCACCUGGUGUAGGAAAAACCAGCUUGGUGGCGGCACUGGCAAAAGCUUCUGGGAACCACCUGGUCAGAAUCAACCUGUCAGAGCAAACGGAUGUCACUGAUUUGUUUGGGACAGAUCUCCCUGUGGAGGGAGGGAAAGGAGGAGAGUUUGCAUGGCGCGAUGGCCCUCUUUUAACUGCCUUGAAGGCAGGCCACUGGGUUGUCCUGGAUGAGCUGAACCUGGCCUCUCAGUCAGUGUUGGAAGGUCUGAACGCCUGCUUUGAUCACAGAGCAGAGAUCUACAUUCCUGAACUGGGCAUGAGCUUCCAGAUUCAGCACGAGAAGACCAAAAUCUUUGGCUGCCAGAACCCCUUCACUCAGGGUGGUGGGCGUAAGGGACUGCCCAAAUCGUUCCUCAACAGAUUCACUCAGGUUUUUGUGGACCAGCUAACGAACAAAGACAUGGAGUUCAUAGGACACUCCGUUUUCCCCAACAUUGACAAGGAAAUCAUUGCUAAAAUGGUGGAGUUCAGCAACAAGCUUGUCGUGGAGGUGGGUAUAGAGCGCCGGUGGGGUCAGAGAGGGAGCCCUUGGGAGUUCAACCUGCGUGACAUGUUCCGGUGGUGUCAGCUCAUGCAGGAUGACCAAUCACCAGGAUUUUUCAAUCCAGGCCAGCAUGUAGCCUUGGUGUAUGCUGACAGGAUGAGACUGGAGGCUGACAAGGCUCAGGUGCUGUCCGUGUUCAGGAAGGUGUUUGGCGAGGACUAUGAGCCGUACAGUGGCUCUAGAGAAUUCCACAUCACUCCUCUCAAUCUGCAGGUGGGCUUCUCUGUCCUGCAGCGCAGCGGAGGAGCUCCUGUGGCCCUGGACCCUCCACUGUCCAUCACACAUCAGGCACUGCGGCCCCUGGAAUCCCUGAUGAAGUGUGUGGAGAAGGGCUGGAUGACAAUACUGGUUGGCCCCACAGCCAGUGGAAAAACCAGCCUGGUGAGACUGCUAGCUCUACUGACAGGACACCGCCUUAGGGUCAUGGCCAUGAACAGCGCCAUGGACACCACAGAGCUGCUGGGGGGUUUUGAACAGGUGGAUAUCAUGCGGCCAUGGCAACAGGUGCUGGAGAGUGUGGACUACAUAGUUGCCAUGGUCAUAAGGCGGGGACUGAUGUCACUGGAUGUUGGCAUCCAGGAUACAGAGUUCCUGCUGCAGACUUGGGGUCUGUUCUGCCACUGGCUGAAGGAGGAAGGACUGCAAAGAACUGGGGGAACCGUCAACUCUGAGGCACUGAACAAGCUAGAGGUCAUCAUCCUCCUCCUGCAGAAACUCAACACCAAACUCAAAGUGUUCACUGACAUGUCCAAACUGCAGAUGGAUUUCACUCUUCUGAAGGAGCGUCUGGCUCAGCUGGAAGAUGGCUGGACAAACGGAGGCUUUGAGUGGUUGGACGGUAUGCUAGUCCAGGCCCUGCAGGCUGGGGACUGGCUGCUCAUGGACAAUGUUAAUUUCUGCAGUGCCUCCGUCCUGGACCGCCUCAAUGCUCUGCUGGAGCCCGGUGGAUCUCUCACCAUCAACGAACGAGGCGUCAUAGAUGGGAAGACUCCCAAAAUCACCCCACAUCCUAACUUCAGGUUGUUCCUGACCAUGGACCCACUACAUGGUGAGCUCUCAAGAGCCAUGAGGAACCGAGGGGUGGAGAUAUACAUCCCAGGGGAACAUGAGGGAGUCUGCUGGGACACUCUGGACCUGAAGACCUUACUUCACACCGCAGGGGUGACUGGGGACUGUGUUUGUGACCUGUUGAUUGAAAUACAUAAAAGCAUCAAAUCUGCCAUCUGGGAGUCCCCUGCCUCAUCAGUGGCCUCCCUCCUCCAUGCUGCCACCCUGCUGUCCUGCCAGCUGCAGAGAGGCGUAGAUUUACCCAGCGCCCUGCAGCAUGCCUGUGGAGAGGCCUACUCAUUAUGCCAACGCACCACCGUCUGCCAAAAGCAAGCCCAGCAGGUGAUUGAGCAGCACUUGGCCAUCCUGGACACAGAGGACUGGGGCAGCGGUCUGCUCUGUGCUGGAGUCUGGCCCGAUGGCUUCCCUUCUGCCCUCCUCUCCACCGAGGACUCCUGCUUCGCCACCGUCCUUCGAGAUGGACAAGUCCUCUCAUUUUGCUUGAACACCCUCAGUCUGCAGGGCAAGCGGAAUCGUCCGUUGAGUCUGAGUGACCUGCAGAGGGCGUUGCAGAGCAGUGGUGUCCAUGAAGGCCUGGUGUUCUCUGGAGGAGUGGUAGAUCUGUCAGAACGAGAUGCUCUGAGGCUGGUCCCCACAGCGGUGAGACUGCUCACAGAGAGAGCCUCCCACGGAGACUGGAUCCUCCGCAGCAGUUGGCUCUCACACCUGGGGAAGAGCUACAAACACGCCCCUGAUCCAGCUCUGGUCCAGGUAGAAGCAGGAAACAGGGCUCUGAAGGCUGUGUUUGGUAGCAAACUUGCUGCCAAGGGCAAGUCACUAGCAGAGUUGCUCCAGCCUCACAGCACUGAUGAAUACAGAAUUCUGGUGGACAUGCGAUGGAACAAGCAAUACCUGGAUAUUUUAGCUAACAAGUGCAACUUUGAGGAUGAGGAAAGAUACAUGGAGUUUCUGGAGGCACUGAACGCAGUCGCCAACAGGAUUGUUCUGAUGAUGGACAGAGAGGAACGAUCUGUCAUCUGCUCCUGUGCUAUCAACCUGUGUCCUCAGAACUGUGCCCUGAGAAUAGCCACAGCCUUCAGCAAAGGGACUGUGGAUAUUGGUCACCUGCCCCACCCGGUCCUGAUGCACCUGCGGACCUUCUUUGACCUGUGGGACUCCUUCACCCUGCAGGCUGUGCUGAGUGGACAGCCCUACAUCUCAGACCACAUCAUGUUUGAGAUCCUCCAGCUGCUGCAGUGGCUCGAUCGUUUCUGGGACGUUUGCAGCACGUUGCCGGCUGACUCUCAAGGCAUUUCUGUGCUGUCUCUGCACUGGCAGUGGGUGCAGAAACACCUGAUUCUCCGACUGCCCCAGCUGCUGCUGGGAGACGACGCCUCAUUGGAAGGUCAGCAGGAGCUGCAGGCAGUCUCAGCAGCCAUCCAGACUGUUCUGUCCACUCCAGUGUCUGUGGCCACAGCUCUGAAAGGCAUUCAGAAAACCCUGGGGAAAGCGCUGCCAUUCAAGCUGGAGUCAGUUGCUGAGUGUGCGUCUCGACUCAGGCUCCUGAGCAAAGCCUUGGAUGUGAGCGAUAUCAGGCUGGAUGGUACCGCAGCUUCUUGGAGGCAGGAACUGGUACGACUUCAAGGUGCUGGACUUGGGCUGGAUAUCAAAGAGAGUCUUCUGGAAGCCUUUGGCCUUGUUCUGCUGGCAAACAACCAGCUGGAUCCACAGACAUCUGGAGUGCUGGAGAGGUUGGUGUUGAGUGUGGAGCAGCAGCAGCGUCAGAUGGCCUCCAGGGGGCUCCUGGAGAACUGCGUCCAGUCUGAGGGUGAGGAGCCAGGAGACGGAGUCCACCUGUCCAGAGAAGAGCUGCAGCAGCUCAGCCGCAGAGCCCAACUCUGGCCCCUGAUGGAGGAACUGGCUGUACUCAACCAGCUGCGACUCAGUACUGACCUGCUGCACUUGGCUCUCUCUCCUGGCGAUCAGGAAGCUGAGGAAAGCUUACGGCGAGAACUCUCCAGACAUCUGCGCUACUGCCUCCAGUCCACACCGAUGAACAUCAGCCAGCUCCAGCCACUGUGGUUCCUGCUCAGCAGUGACAGACCGGCUGAGGAGCUGCAGUUUGUGUGGUGUGGGCUGCUGUCAGAGGCUCUUGCUGCCCUGUGGCGCAGCAGUGUCACCUCAGACCCCAACCUCUGGCUGAAAUGGGACCCACUGAAACCUGAGAGCCAGCCAGCUCCGAAGCUGCACCAUGAAGCAGAAAACAUGGGACCGGCCCUGCUGAGUAAAGCAGUGUGGUCACGUUGCAUGCUGGGAGUGCUCAGCAACUGUGAGACUGGAGGUCAAUGGCAUCCAUCCGGCACGGCCCUUCUCUCUAUGUCCCAUGUUACCUUGGGGGAGUGGAAAGAGAGGAUCCAGCAGCUGCAGGAUGUGUCUGCUGUGUUAUGGGACAAUAUGGCCAUCCCCACACUGGCUGAGUUUAGGGGCACAGACUUCAGGCUUCAGGGCGCUGUCCUGCGUCGGCAGCUUCAGAGCAUGGCUGAUCUGCUGCCUCCCAGCCUGCAGGAGGGCUACAUGGAGAGCUGUGAGAGCCUGGUGGAGGACCCUGACCCUCUGAUAGCUGCCCAGGAGAUCCAGACUGUCUUCAGAGACUUCCUGCCUCCCAAUCUGCUCCCCGAUGGCCUGGUGGAAGCUUGCAUCACCUGCCUGCAGCAGUACGUCCAAAGCAAAGUCCAAGGCUCCAACCAGCUGGCCCGCUCUGGAGUGUUCUGGGUCACCAUGGGCCUGCUGCAGAUUAAAGUGUGGACACCACAGACCAUCUUUGACCCAGCUGUAAAGAGGGCAUACAAACUCAACUACGCUCAGCAGGAGCUGGCUCUUCUGCAGGAGGAGUGGAGAGGACGCAGCCUGUCGUCCCAGUUGAUGACUGGAGCAGAACUGGAAGAGAGCAGCACAACUGAUGGCUUCCAGCACCCUCGAAUCAGAUACCUGUGGAUCCGUAUGCAGCAGGUGAAGGAUCAGAUAGCUGAGCUCUCCAGGAAGCAAGCCUGUCGCCCCCGUGAGCCGCAGUAUGGUCGACUCUUCCAGGAGCUGCAGCACUAUCUCUGCAGCAUCGGCCAGGCGUCUGCAGUGGAAGACCUCCUGUCCCACUUACUGAAGGCCGUGCAGAGCCCCCCCACCUCCAAGUCUAGGUCUGCAGUCCAGAGCUUGCUGAAGGAGGAGGCUGUGUGGCAAAACUCCCAGCAGCAAUUCUGCCAGAGGCUGCUGGAGGAUUACCCUCUGUACCCUGAUGUGGUUGCACCUGUUCGAGCGGGCAUCCUCCAGCUUCGACACGGCAUGAGACUUGUGGCCUCCCAGGUGGCCGCCUCGCUCACACCUGUGCCUGGUUUGCCCAGGUUGGUGUCCUGUCUGCUGGCCUUUCCCUCCCUGUCCCACAGCUUGCCGUCCUACCUGGCCCGGGCUGACUUCCUCUGCUCCAGGGCUUGCCUGGAUGUUCUGCGUUGCCUGGUGAAGCUUCUUCCCCAGCAGCAGGAUGCCAAGCAUGUGGUUCCGCAGUCCUCCACCCUGCUCCUGAAUGCACUACUGUAUGUGCAGUGCCACACCCUGUCCACCGGAGAGUUUAGCCUCGAGACGCGCAGCCUCUUCAGACACAUCUGCCAGGCUCUGGUGAACGAAUGGGAUGAGCAGGAGAGACGGAAGAGAGAGCGAGAGCAGCUGGAGGCCAGUUUGUACCGCAGCCGCAGUCGACUGCACGGCUCAGGACUGACAGAGGACGAACAGGAAGAGAGAGAUUUCAGAUGUCGCUUCCCUCAGUUCAACCAGGACUUUGCAGACAUCAUGUCCCAGCCCAGUCUGGAGGGUCCUGAAGACUUGAACCUUAAGGAGGAGGAGGAAGAGAAAGCACAAGAGGAGUCCAGUGAGAGCAGCUUCCUGUCUCCAGCUGUCAUCAACACUCUGGUCCAGGUCCAUCAGCGCCUCUGUCUUGGAUAUGCACAAUCACUGUGGUACCAUGGCACAGCGCCAGCCAAUCACAGCAAAGAACACAUCAAGGCUUUGGUCUCCUCCUAUCAGAUUGCUGCCCCUCUGAUGUCACGCUUCUAUCAUCUGAUUGAUGCUGAACUGGACCAGCAACUGACAGGCAGUGAACUGCUGCUCUCUGCACUCCUCCAGAACACGGUUCAGGGCUUGGGGGGCGCUGAUGGUCUCGCCGUCACCUCAGAAGGGCCUUAUGACUUCUACCAGCAGCCCAACAUGAGCGAGGCCCGUCUCUGUCUUCCCGUCCUGGAGCAGCUAAGCGUUGCAGUGAAGCAGAGACUGGAGGAAUGGCCAGAUCACCCAGCUCUCGUACAGCUGACUGUGGUGAUAGAGAGGAUCAUGGCUUUCAGUCUGGCCAGUCCACUGGCCAAGUUCCUUAAUGGUCUGGAGAUCCUGCUCAGCAAAGCACAGGACUGGGAGAACAACGCCAGCCGCUCAGUCUCCCUGCGGAAAGAACUGGAACCAGUUACCCAGCUCAUUAUCCAGUGGCGCAAACUGGAGCUCAGUUGCUGGUCGAGCAGUCUGGACAACGCAAUGAAGCGUCACACUGAGAAAUCAACCAAACACUGGUUUUCUAUCUACCAGCUAGUGGAGAGGUACCUGGAGGAACAGAGAAUGGGUGCUGAUACAGGUGAGGAGGUGGAGUACCUCUCCCUGUCCUCAGUGUCCUCCACCCUCCAGGCUUUCAUGGAGAGCUCCUCCCUGGGAGAGUUCCACACCCGUCUGGCCAUGCUACUCAGCUUCCACUGCCAUGUCCUGCUGAUCCCCAACCAGCCUGGACAAGAGUCACUGUCCAGCCUUUUGUGGAACCUGCACAAAUACUACAGUCAGUUCUCAGAUGGCAUCCUGACAAGAAUCGGUCAGCUCAGACAGCCCAUCGAGAAGGAGCUUAAGGACUUUGUCAAGAUCUCCAAGUGGAAUGACAUCAGUUUCUGGUCCAUCAAACAGUCGGUGGAGAAGACCCAUCGGACUCUCUUCAAGUUUGUCAGGAAGUUUGAGGAGGCCCUGAAUGGUCCAUGUGUUCCCGCUCUGGUGGAACAGGGAAGUAUUGCCAGCUUGGACAGUGUGGAUGCCAACCCAGAGGAAACACCCAUCCAUCGGGUUCACCAGACACUGAAGAGUGUCUUACCUGGGAAGGGCAGAGACCUGCAGAAUGAGGGCCCAGAUGUAGGAGUUGAAGUGUCAUCUCUACAGGGACGUCUGCCUGUUCUGACCAGGAAGAUGAAGAAAAUGUGCGUGCAGCUGCUGAAGAAGAACCCGGCACCCGAGCUGGCUGAAGACCUGGACUGCUUCACAGGUGAGAUCAUCAGCAAUAUGCGGGACCUGCAGAGCCUCGCCAUCGACGUGUCAGCGGAGAAGGAGAAGCAGAAGGCCGAGGUGAAGCACAUCCUACAGCAGAAGCAGAGGGCGCUUUCAGACCUGUUCAAGAUGCUCGCGGAAAUCGGUCUGUCGUACCGUAAAGGCCUGACGUGGAACAGGACAGCUGAGCCAGAGAAAACCCUCUGUAUGCAGCCUCUGGAGAUGAGCGCUGCUCUCGCUGCUAUCAGGAACCAGGAGCAGACUGAGACAACGUUGUUCACAGAGUUGUUGACAGCAUGGGAUGGAUGUCAGAAGUACUUCUACCGUUCAUGGGCCAGGAGAACAGCCCUGCAGACUGCACUUCAGCACGCUGCCAAGGAGCUUGGUCUGGGGAACAUAGAGCGUUGUAGAGGGUUCUCCUCACACCUUUUCAAGCUGCUCCUCCGACAGAGACAAAGACUGGCGAAGCUCACCGAGCAGUGGGUCCAUCUCAGGAGCCUAACAAACAGCAUCCAGGGGGUCAAGGCCCACGUGCAGAGCCACGGUGAGGACCAUGGCUGCAUCCUCCCGCCUCAGGCAUCUCUCCAGGGUUGGGUCAGCAGAGGCCAAGCGCUGGCUGCCCAGUGCACCACCCUCCUGCAGCAGCUUGCCUGGCUGCAUCAGUGCUGCCCGGAGGACCUCCAACAGAAGGAGGAGGCGAGCAGCUGCAGGCAGCAUACCCUGAGGUGCCCGUCUCCGCUGGCAGCACAUCGCCAGCCCCCAGGCUGUCUGAUGCGGAGGGGAGACACGGCCUGGUGCCAGUUAAACCAGCACAUCAAUACAAUGUUGAAGCAGACUCAGAGCCUGAAGGUGGAGUUGGACAAUGUGGCACAGCAGACCUCUGAUGGAGAACUCCACACAUGGAACCAUUUUGCUACAUGCUGUUCAGCCUUUGACCAGCUGGCAGCUGUAGUGGCUCAGAUGCCCAGUGUGGAGCAACUGUUCACCCCAGCAGUAUGUGUCAGCAGCGCAGACAGCCAGCCAGCCAUCACCCAGAGUCUGCAGUAUGUCAGAGGCCAGGUGGAGGAUAACAUCAGAGAGUUCACCACCUGGAAGACCCAGCUGCUGUGCCUGGGACACCAGAGCUCAGAUCACCAGUCGACCUUCUGUACUGAGUUCUCUGCCGAGCUGGAGACAACCAUCAACACAGUGUUGUGUGCUGUCCAGACGCUCGUGAAGAGGAGUGAGAGGGAGCAGCAAAGAAAGCAGCACGGAGCUGUCGAGAGAGAUGAUGCUGAAGUGGAGGAGGAAGAGGAGGAGGAUGAAGAGCCUGUGGAGGAGCUGCUGAAGCCCGGUCACCUGACUCGACUCCUGGAGGAGGAGCUGGCAGCUGAGGUGGAGGCCCUGUGUUUGGGAGAUGCUAAUGCCGAGCUGGAAGGGCUGCUGAGCCGCCUGAGGACACACAGAGACUCGUGUCAGCCAUCGCAGCUGCAGGAGGUGAGCAGUGCGUGCAGGAUGCUGGUGCGCCUGGAGCCUCUGCUGGGGAUCUACUCUGACUUAGUGCGUUACUACCUGGCUGUGUCGCUGGGAGCACACAGGACCACAGGCAAACUGCUGUCUGUCCUGGCCAGCAUCUUCACCGAGCUCGCUCAGAAGGGUUUCUGCCUGCCUCAGGAGCUGAUGGCCGGUGGGGAUGGAGAAGGAGCCACAGAGUUUCAUGACUACGAGGGUGGUGGUAUAGGAGAAGGCGAGGGAACCAAAGACGUCAGUGACAAGAUCGAGAAUGAAGAUCAGGUGGAGGACACUUUCCAGGAGGGUCAGGAAAAGGAAGAACAGCAGGAUCAAGAAAAAAUCAAGGCAGAGGACAACGCUAUUGAGAUGUCAGAAGACUUUGAUGGCCAAAUGCAUGAUGGGGAUGAGAAUGAAGCAGGUGAAGAUGAUGAGUCAUCUAAAGAGGAUGAGGAGGAGUUGGAUAAAAAGAUGGGUGACCUGGGUGAAGGACAGACGGACACUCUGGAUGAGAGAAUGUGGGGGGGGGACGAGGACGAUGAAGACGAAGGAAGCGACAAGGAGGAGGAGUCUGGCCAAGGCAUGGACCAGGGUGAGUCCGAGCUGGUUGCUAAAGAUGACAACUUGGAUGCUGCAGACCCCAACAAAGACAAGAAGAACCAGGACAGAGAUGACCCAAUGGACGAGGGGGAGAAAGAGAAAAUCAAUGAACAAGGAGAUCAGAGGGAGUUUGAUGAGAAUGAAGUGGACCCAUAUCAUGGCCAGCAGGACAAGAGACCUGAGCCUGAGGCCAUGGAUCUUCCCGAAGACCUCAACCUGGACCAGGAAGAUGAGGCUGGAGACGGAGAGGGCGAAGGUGAUGACGAGAAUCCGUUUGACAUUGAUGAGAAAGACGCGGGCUCCGAUGAGAAGGAUGAUGGACAGAAGGAUGAGAACGAGGAGGGAGAGGAAGCAGAGGGGAUGGAAGAGGAGCAGAUGGACCAACACAGGGAGGAGAAUGAUGAGGAGCCCAAGACUGAAGAGGAGGACGAGGAGGAAGGGCGAGACAAAGCUGAGGGAGAUGAGGAGUGUGUGGAGAAAGAUGAAGAGGAGGAGAGAGGAAAGGAGGCAGGAAGAGACGAAGACCUGACCACUCCAAAUGACAAAGGACACAAACCAAAGGAAGAGGAGAAGGAGGAGGAGGAGGAAGGAACAGGUGAGGAUGAGGAGCAGCCAGAGUCAUCUGAGAGGAAGGAGCACGACACAGACGGUCAGACUGGAGAGCAGAACGUUCAGAGCGAUACAGCUGUGGAGCUGGCAGGAGAGGCUUCAGAGAGAGACCAAGCUAAAGAGGAACAUGGGAGCGGAGCCGCUGACGCCAGCCAAUCAGAGGGCCACCAGUCGAAGCUGACGGCAAGAAUGGCUUCUCAGAAACAGACUCGGAACAAAACGCAGAGCUUCAAGAGAAAACCCGGUCAAGCGGACAACGAGCGAUCGACGGGUGACUACAGCGAACGCGUUAACAAGCGUCUGCGCACAGUGGAGAGCAGUAAGGAUGGCACCGAGGACAGCAGGCAGAGUGACGCCCAGCAGGAGUCAGACCUGUAUGAACACAUCAAACAGGGAGACGCGUCCUAUGACGCUCAGACAUAUGAUGUUGCCAGUGCAGACCAGCAGAAAGCAGCAGGACCUCAGCAGGACCAGGAUGAAGAUCAGAAAGAUGAGGAUGUGGCGAUGGAAACGGAGAACCAAGAAGAAGACCUUAAGGCCGCUGAGGUCCAGGAACUGAAGCCUGAGCAGCUGGACUCUACCAAGGCCUCCCAGAAAGGUACAGACAGUGGUGAGAUGGAGGUGGAGAAGCAGGGAAAGGAGGAGGAGGAAGAGGAGGUUUGGAAGGACCGACAAAAUCCCAGAGAAGAAGAACGAGCAGAGAGAAGCACAGAAUCCACAAUUCACACGGUUCCCGAGCUGCUGAUGAACACCAUGCAGAAAGCAGAGAGCGACGCAGAGGAGAUCAGGAGAGAGAUGGAGCUGCAGCUGGAGGCCUGGCACAACCUGGCUCCAGGAUCUCAGGUGGAGGAGAGUGCAGCAGCUUCCAUGUGGCACCAGUACCAGAGCCUGACCGCCGCGCUGUCGCAGCAGCUGUGUGAACAGCUCCGCCUCAUCCUGGAGCCCACGCAGGCCGCCAAACUGAAGGGCGAUUACCGCACGGGGAAGCGUCUGAACAUGCGGAAGGUCAUCCCCUACAUUGCAAGUCAGUUCCGUAAAGACAAGAUUUGGCUAAGGAGGACCAAGCCCAGCAAGAGGGAGUACCAGAUCUGUCUGGCUGUGGAUGACUCCUCCAGCAUGGUGGACAACCACUCCAAACAGCUGGCGUUUGAAUCCCUGUCGGUGAUCAUCAGCGCUCUCACUCUGCUGGAGGUCGGACAGGUGUCAGUGUGCAGUUUUGGCGAGCAGGUGCAGCUGCUCCACCCCUUCCAGCAGCAGUUCAACGAUGAGUCAGGUGCUCGGAUCCUCAGACUCUGUCAGUUCCAACAGAAGAAGACCAGAAUAGCACAGUUUUUGGAGACUUCGACAAAAAUGUUUUUAGCAGCGCGACAGCAGAUUCCUGGAUCUGUAAAUUCAGAGACAGCCCAGCUGUUGGUCAUCGUGUCUGACGGCAGAGGGUUGUUCCUGGAGGGGAAGGAGCGUGUGAUGGCCGCCGUGCAGGCAGCACGCAGCACAAACGUGUUCAUCAUCUUUGUGGUGCUUGACAAUCCAAACUCGAGGGACUCCAUCCUGGACAUCAAGGUGCCCAUAUUCAAAGGGCCUGGAGAACUGCCCGAGAUCCGCUCCUACAUGGAGGAGUUCCCCUUCCCCUUCUAUAUCAUCCUGCGAGAUGUCAACGCCUUGCCGGAGACCCUGAGCGACGCGCUCAGACAGUGGUUUGAACUCGUCACGGCAGCUGACCAGUAGACAAAUGAGAAGCCAUUUUAUUCACAGGAGUGGACAGCAGCCACCUGCACAGCGCUCCUUUGAUGCUAGCCUGUCAGCCACGACUCAGAAAAAGGAGGGGAAAAAAGACGGAUAUGCCGCUGUACAUGUGCCUUUAUUUUCUUAUCUUUACUGUAGAUUUUAGUAGAGUUUGAUAGCAACCUUUGCUGUUUUGUCCUUGUUAUCAGGGGGGGAGCUCUCAGUUUCUUUUGUAAUGCUUUAACUUGCACGUCUGAGAUGAAAUGAUAGAAACAAAAAUGUGAUUCCCUUGCGUGUGAAACACCUCAGUGAAGAGUCAGUGAAUACCUCUGUCCCUGUUGUACUAUAGCCCCUGAAAUCACGUUUGUGUGGCUGUUUUAGUCAGUGUUAUGAAGGUCAUCAAAUCAUUCAUCUUUAAUGUGAACCCAACAGACAGUUGUACAAAGCCGACAGAGCAGAGCUGUCGGGUCGUUUUUUUUAACAGAACCCUUCCUGUCGUCGCGACCUAACGGUAGCGUGUUGGUGCGGUCGUGACUGAAGAAACUUCAUAAUGUGCCUUGGAGAGGAGAACAGUAUCGCAUCUCACUUAAUGCCUGAAUGAGCUGUCCUGGUGAUGGAUCAGAGGCGCAGUCACAGCUCUGUCAGGAUUUUUAGAAAAUUCAGCUCUCAUGCACUUUGAAGCACAGGGACUGCAGAUUCCAGUUUUGAUAAAUACCCCACAACAACCCAUUUUAGUGGUUUAAAGACACAUAUCUGCUGUUUUCAUCUUCCAUCCAUACUGUGUGACUUCUGCUACAUCAGAGCUCAUUGUUAGGGGGUAAGUGUGCAUUGAAAUGUUUAUUAUCACCUCUGUGUUUUGUAAGGUGGACUGAACAUGUGAGCAGACAUCUGUCAUAUUUAAGAGGUCGUUUCUUCAUCUCAUCCACCUGGUAAACCAUGACAUGAAUGAUCCUGACAAUAAAUCGUUUAUAAGGUU